Molecule: messenger RNA, 8403 nt
Organism: Sorex fumeus (smoky shrew)
Lineage: Eukaryota; Metazoa; Chordata; Mammalia; Eulipotyphla; Soricidae
Gene: SPATA31H1
Product: SPATA31 subfamily H member 1
Exons: 1
Coding region: 1-8403 (2800 amino acids)
Source: RefSeq, a predicted model, not a curated record
AUGAAGUUUCAAGAUGCAAAAUCAGGAAAGUUCCAAUCUGGGCCACAGUUUCAAGAUAAGACAGUGGAGCCAACGUUUCAAAAAAUGAAGUCAGUGGAUUGUAAGUCAGGCCCAGAGUUGCAAGAUAUGAGCUUUUCAAGGUUGAUUACAGGAAUAAAGAUUCAUGAUGUAAAAUCUAAAAAGUGUACAGCUGACCCACAAGUGAAGGUUGUGAAAUCUUCUGAAGUUGUCCCAAGGGAAAAGUGUCAGCGUGUGAAGUCUUUUGAAAUUAUCCCAAGUGGAACACUUCAAGGUGUGAAAUCUUUAGAACUGAAUCCUAGUCCAAAAUUACAAGACGAGAAGUCUUCUGAGUUUUCCCAUGGGAAGAAGUUUCCAGGUGUGGAAUCUGUAGGGUCAUACUCAGGCCCACAAUUCGAAGAAAGGAAGUGCUCUGACCUUAUCAUGGAUAUAAAACUUAAAAAUGUAAAAUCUACAGACUUGAGUUCUAUACCACGAUUUCAAGGUAUGAAAUCAUCUGCAGUGAUCCCAGGAACAAAGACUCAAGCAGAGAAAUCUAUGCUCAACUCUGGAGUACAAGUACAAAGUAAAAGAUUUUACCCACCGAUGAAACUUCAAAGUAAGAAUUCCACAGAAGUAAACCAUAACCCAGAAUUUCAGGCUGAAAAAUCCACUAAAUUUUCCUUGGGACCAAGGAUUCACAGCAUGAUAUCUUCUGAAGUCAGUGCUGAAAAGCAGGGACAAGUUAAGAAAUCUUCUCAAUUGAAUCCAUGGCCAGAAUUGCAAGGUGUAAAAUUUAUGACAAUCAGUAGAGAGCCACAAUUGCAACAUAUAAAAUCUUCUAAGUUAUGCAAAGAAACAAUACAUCAAGAUAAGAAAUUUAUAAAAUUAAAUCCUGAGCAGCAGUUCCAAACUGGGAUAUAUUAUGAACUACUCUUGGGACCAAAGUAUGGAAAGGAGAGAUUUUCAGAAUUAAAUCCUGGGCCUUAUACAAAAAAUGAGUUGUACAUACAGUCAAAGCAUUCAGAUGAGCAAUUUCAAGAGCAGAAACAUGAGACAAAAUGUCAAGGUGAAAAAUCCUCUGAAGUGAACUCAGAGUCACAGUUCCAGGGUAUAAAUGUUUUGGCAUACAACAUAGCGCCACUGCCACAAGGUGUAAAAUCUAAGCUGUCUCCUAGGCCAUACCAUCAAGAUAUAAAAUCUAAAAUGUCCUUCCCAGGAUCACAUAUGCAAGCUAAAAAUUCUUCUACACCAAUUCCAGAACCAAAACAUCAGUGCGUAAAUACUAUUGAAUGCAAUACUGGGCCAAACAAACAAUGUCUUAAUGCUUCUGAAACAACUCCAAAUAUGGAAAUGCAAGGUAACAAGUCUCCUAAGUUGAAUCCAAGGACAGAGAGAAAUUUGUGUCAAAGUGAGACGUCUACGGUGCUUGGUCCCGGGCCACAUUUUCCAGUUUGGAAAUCCCAAUUAAUUACAGAGUCAAAGCCUUUAAGUGUAAUACCCAGAAAAUGCAACCUUGGGCCACAGAUGCAGUGUAAUUCUCCUGAGUUGAACCCAAGACCAAAAUCACAAGGUGUAAAUUCUAUGAGAUGGAAGCAACAGGUACCCUUACAAGAUAUAAAAUCUUUUGAGUUAACAUUAGGAACAAAACUUCAAGAUACAGGAUGUGAAGUUAAUCCGGGGAUAGAGAUUCAAAGCGAGAAAUACAUCCUGUCUGAUCCUGGAUCACAUUUGCAAGGUCUAAAAUGUCAGCUGAUUCCAGACUCAAAGCCUCUAGGUAGAGUACCCACGAAAUGUACCCCUGGGCCACAGAGACGGUGUGUUAAUUCUCCUGAGUUGCUCCCAGGGACAAAAUUACAGUGUACAAAUUCUACCGGAUGCAGACAUGGACCACCCUCACAAAGUAUAAAAUGUCCUGAGUUAACUUCAGGGAUAAAGUUACAAGAUACAGGGUUUAAAGUGAAUCCAGGGACAGAGACCGGAAGUGAGACGCCUGUGGUAUUUCAUACUGAACCACAUUUACAAGAUCUAAAGUCUGAAUGUAUUUCAAACUCAAACUGUUUGCCAGGAGCAACCAGUGGCUACAACCUUGAGCCACAGGUGCAACAUGCAGAUUUUUCUAAACUGAAUGCAGAGCCAAAAGUACACUGUGAAAAUUAUACAGGGUGCAAAUAUGGGCCACCCUUUCAAAGUAUGAAUUUUUUUCAGUUGGCUUCAGGGACAAAGUAUAAAGAUAUGACAUCCUCUGGUUUGAGUCCCGAAUCAGAAUGUCAAGGUACAGAAUCUUCUUUAUUAAACCCUCUACAAAACUUGCUUGAUAUAAAAAGUAAACUGACUCCAGGGACAAAUUUUCAAGUAUUAAUGGAGUCCAACUCCAGAUCACAACUUCAAGGUAUGAAUUCUUGUAAUUCUAACUCAGAGUCAGAAUAUCAGUCCAUAAAUUCCGUUAACUUUAAUGCAAGACCACAGAUGCAAGACCCCAAAUCCUAUGAUUUGAACCCUGGGCCAGAAUUUCAAGGUACAACAUCUAUUUUGCUUAAUUCUGGCCCACAUUUGCAAGAUGUAAAAAUUUCUGAACUAACUCCAUGUACAAACUUUCCAGAUCUACUUUUGAAGAACCACCUUGGGUCACAACAGCAAGUUACACAAUUUGUGCCCACAACCGACCCUCAGUUAAAUGCUGUCAAUUUUGGGGCAUUUCUACCUGAGUCAUCACUUGAAGAUGAAAUGUCUGUGAGGAUGAAAAAGGAGGCAUUGUACUGUGGUGCAAAUUCUGUGAAACUGGUUUCUGAUCCUAAGAAGCAGGACAAGAAAUGUGAGGUGUCUUCAUUAGAGCCAUGUUUUCAAAAAGUGGAAUCUGUGGAGUUAAAUCCACGACCACAUUCUCAAGGUAUAAAUUCUGCGGAAUUAUUGUCCGCAUUCAGGCAGCAUAGUGUGAGGCCUGUGGCACCUGUGCUAGAGGGGAGUUCUUAUGUGAAAGCUCCGGAAUUGAAAGCAAGGCCACAACCUAAAGAUUUCAAUUCUAAGAAUUACUGCCUCAUGCAGAAGUCUACAGCAUUGGGAUCAGAGCCAUGUUCUCAAGAUGCAAAAUCUCUAGAGUCAAACCUACAGUCACAGCUUCAAAGGUCUUUAGGGUUGUCGUCAUGCCUCUGGUCACAGUGUGUUAAAUCUGACAUCUUUGUACCAGAACCAUGUUUUCAAGAUGUAAAAUCUGUACAGUUGACGCCAGAGGCCCAACAGCAAGGUAUGAAUUGUCAAGAGUUUACUGCAGGCCAACAAGGUGUGAAAUCAAUGGUAUUGCCACAAGAACCAAGUGAGAAGCUCACACCAGCACCAAUUUUAGCUAGUGUCAAAAUUUCAAAUUUGUCUCCAGAAUCACAGCAACAAGAUAUGACAUCUUUGGAACUUACUUCACAUCCAAAGUUACAAGAUAUUAAACAUACAAAAUUUCCUUUAGGGUUUCUGCAGCAAACUCCAAAAUCUAAGGCCUUAGCAACAGGGCCACAGCUCCAAAGAGUGAGAUUUGAGAAUCUAACUCCAAGAAUGAGUGAUCAGACGACAGACUUCUCUGAGUUAAGCUCUAGGCCAGUGCAUCAAUUUGUAGAAUAUGCAGAGAUGAGCCCAAAGCCACAGCAUCAAAUUCCCCAAUCUGUGAAUUUGAUUCCAUCAAUGUACCAAGUCACAGAAUCGUCAGAAAUAGCGCAAAGGUUGGCACAUCAAAAUUCAAAAACUGUAAAGAAAUCUGGGGGGCUGACCCCAAAGCCCAUAGGUAAAGUCACGGAAUCUUCAGGGAUGCCUCCGGAAACAGAUCUUCAUGAGCCAGAAUUUGCAGACCUGACUUCAAUGUUAAGAGAUCAAUGUUCACAAUCUUUAGAAUUAACCCCAGAGAAAAGCCAUCAAAGUUCAGAAAGUCCGGGUUUAAUCCCUCAGUUAUGGCCUAAAGUUAAGAAAUUAGAAGAGUUACAUAUAAAGCAACUGAAACAAGAUGUGGAACCUAAAGAGAUUAUUCCACAGCUCAAGCACUGCCUUACAGAAUCUAUAAAGUUCAUUCUUAAAGCAAGAUCACAAAGGGAGGGAUUCUCUGGGAUGAUGAGGGAGCCACAGUCAGUAAGUGAAGCCACUGGCCAUGCAAACCAAUCUCCGACCCCCUGUUCUCAAGCUGUAGAGAUAAUUCCUGAGAAAAGACCAUAUGGGCAAGAACAUAUAGCUCUGGUCACAAAAUCAACAUCUUCUGUCACAGAAUCUUCAGAGAUGACACAAGAUGAAAACGUAGAGUUCACUCCUGAGACAGGGCCACAGGUGGAGAGAUCUAUAAAACUGACGGGAAUACCACAGCAAAAAGUGGAAUAUUCAAGAUUAGGACAUCAAGUGCCAGGAUCUGUGUAUUUAACCUCUAAGCAAUGUAGUCAAGGGGAGGAAUCUUUAGAGUUGCCGCCAAAAGAAGCAGGGCAAUGUGAGAGACAUGGACAAUAUGGAAAGGAAACUUCUGAGACAUGGCAGCAAGAGGAGAGAUCAAAGUGGCUAACACAGUCAGAGAAGGGAAAUAUGAACUACUCAGAAAUAGCCCCAGAAGAGCUAGGUGAAAUUAUAAAAAUUAAUAGGAUUAGUCCCAAACCACUAGAUCAAAUCAAUCAACCUACAAAGUCACAACUUCAAGUUGCUCGAUCAACAGGGGUAACCCCAGUAGCCACCUCCAAACUUAAAUCUGUAAAAGGGACCCCUGGACCACCAGUUCAAGUUGGGAAGUUUGUGAUUUUACCACCAGGGUCAUUUUCUCAAAAGGCAGAUUAUAUUGAAUCUAUUUCACAACCGCAGGAUAUGAAAUCAUCAGAGUUUAUCUCAGGUAUAUGGCUGCAAAAUAAGAAACCGAAGAAAUUAAUUCCAGAGCCAACACAUCAAAUUUUGGAAACAAUUGAGAUGACAGGGUUUCAAAUCAUAAAGACUGUGUUAUUCCCAGGACCAUCAUUUCAAAUAGUAAAAUCUGAAAAAUUAGCACCAGGACCAAUUCCUCAGGUUGCAGAACCAAUAGGAAUAGCUCUGAGUUUGGGACCUAAAGAAAGGCCUUGUUUUGAUUUUCUCACAAUGAAACAUUUCCAAGAACUAGCAGAACCUGUAGAAUUAACUCCAAGGUCAAAUACUGAAGUAAAAUCUACAGAAUUUGCUACAAAGACAGCAUCUCCAUUCAUGGAACCGAAAGGGUUAACUCAUGAAAAAAAGCUUCAGACCUUGAAACCUAGAAGUGAAAAAGCAGGGCCUUCUACAGUCACGGAAUCUGAGGAUUUGAUUCGAGAACAGUUGUGCCUGAAUAGGGAAUCUGAGGAGUUACUAUCAUUGGGAGAAGUAGAAGAGAAAUAUUUCCCAAAGUUUCUAUGCAGCUCUUCAAAUUCACUCACCUCAAGCACUGUCAAAACAUCAUCUGAAUUAGGAUGCCUUUGGGAUACUGAAAUGCCGGAAGUAUUGAGAAGUUUGGAAACAAAAAAUCUCGACUCUAUUAGGGGACCACUUUCAACCCAUCCCCUGGCUAUUCAGAAUCAGCCGCUUCUUAACAUAGUUAACAUUGCAAAAAAUACACAUUGUGAAGACCUAGGAAAGGAUAUGGGAGCCGAGGUGAGGACUCUGAGGGAGCAAGCGGAAGAGCCGAAGAACUCAUCCAAGAGCCUCUCCCAACGUUUUCCAAAAGGCUGGAGAUCACCAGGUAGGGCCUUCCAGAAAAGACCAGGUGCUCGAAGAAGCCUUCCCUGUUCUGUUUUGCACAGACAACAGAAUGUCUGGGAGAGUCACUCCUGGAGGCAGCGACUACCUAGAAAAUAUCUCUCCAAUAUGCUAAUGCUAGGAAAUGUAUUACAAACCAAUGUGGAAAGGAAACUUUAUUCUCAAUCACAAUUGACAGAAAGAGCAGAUACUCAUCAAUCUGUUGAAAAUGUAUUUGGGAUUCCACCUGAGCUGAUGGAAUUUUCCCAGAGUCUACCAGAGAAGGGUCAAAGUGCAAUUUCUCAACCCUCAGUGGGUAAAAACUACAUUCAAAGAAAUACUUUAUUCCAUGGUACUGAGAAAAGAAUGACCCUAAGGAUGUGGACACGCCAAUCUAUGUCCUCCAUUAUACAGCAAUACUCUGGAGCUAGAAUAAGAAUAAAUAAAAUAAGAAAUAUUAGUUAUAUAUCCCAGGAAUUCAUUCAUCACAUGACUGGCUCAUAUAACACAGAGGCUCAGCUUCCUGUCCCUCUCAAUACAAGUUUGGCUAAGGAUUCUGUUCCAGUAGAAGAGAGUGAGAACUCACAGAGCGAGUUUCAACACUCCCACAGGCCAAAUUAUACUUCCCAGGACAAGACUAUCUUCUCUGAACAGUCAAAUUUGCUACAAGAGCUACAGCUGAAAGUAGCAGCAAAACUAUUAAGGAGUCAAGUACCUCCCAAUGUUCCUCCACCUCUAACUUCAGGUCUGGUCUUAAAAUACCCUAUCUGUUUAAAGUGUGGCCGAUGUUCAGGAUUUAAUUGCGGUCAUAAACUACAGGCCUCUUUUGGGCCUUACCUACUUAUUUAUCCACAGAUCCACCUUGUAAGGACUCCUGAGGGCCGUGGAGAGAUUAGGUUACAUCUUGGCUUUAGGUUACGAACUGGGAAGAGGCCCCAAGUCCCAAAGUAUCAAAGAAGAGACAGACCUGGUACACCAAAGAGCCCUGUAUCUUCACCACUAAAGAAAACUAACAUUUAUACUCAAGUUUCCAGGAGUCCAACUUCAACAUUAGAUUUAGAAUCUGGGUCUUCUCAGUCCCCUUUACAAGACCACACGAGGCAGAGGUCAGACAGUAGUUGUGACUUAGUAGGAAAGACAGAUAUUGGAGAGUUUAGCCACUAUGACGUCACUCAAGUUCAACGUCUACCAGACACCGACUCUGAAAGCAACCAGGAUGAAAACUGGGCAAUAGUGAGAAGAAGUAAGUCAAAAUAUUUAAAGAGAAUGACCAAAGGAGAUACAACACCAAGCACAAAGUUCUACACAAAAGGCAGAGAGUCCCGUAGGGAAUUACCCACACAGUUAAAAAGGAAGAAGAGUAGAGUGUCUCGGACCACGACUGACCUUUUAGAAAGACAACCUAAGAAACCCAGCCAACCCAAACUCAUUCAACUACUUUCUCAGUGCAUAAAACAGGCAUUCCAAAAAGCAUACAACAUUAUGACUUUUGCUGCAGAGAAGUCUGAGGACGGAAGAAGGUCAGAUGAUAAGAGCGUGGGCAAAGGCUACCAGCCAAAGCGAAAAGGUGAAGGCCUAUCAAGAGACAAGAUGUCAGUUGUCAAGCCAAAUCCAAGAGGCUCCAUCACUAAACAAAAAUGCCCUUCGUGGGAUAGAACAGAUCAGUUUGUAUCAUCUCAACAACCAAAAAGAGCUCAGUCUUUCCAACCCAAGCUUACCCACCUAUCCAAGCCCAGAGUCCCCCAAAGAAGUCCUACACGUCACACUAGAAGAAUGAGAAGCCAUCAGAGUGUGGUUCAAAAUGACAGUGGCACCAAAGGUAGGAAAAACUACAAAAACGAAACAUCUAGUUAUGAGUCCAAGAAUUCCGAAACAGGAAACACAGUUCAGGCCAGAGGAAGAGUGGUACGUGAUUCCUCUAUGAAAGGAACCUCAUCCAUUCAGCCUAAAGUAAAAUACAUACAGUCAAAGAAUCCAUAUCAUUCCUUUGGGAGGACCCAGUACAGUGCCUCUGAGAAAAGUCAUCUUGGUCCAUCUCAGAGAAGUUGCAGUCUCUCUGAGAGGAGCCAUGGCAGCAACUUUGAGAAGAGCCAUCCAGGUCGCCCUCCCAGGAACCAUCUGGGUCCCUCUCAGAGGAGUCAUCCAAGUCCCUCUGAGAGGAAAUGUCGCAGUCCUUCUGAGAGAAGGUGUCGAAGUUCUUCUGAGAGGAGAUUCCACAGCCUCUCUGGGAGAGGUCAUCCACAUCCCUCUGAGAGGAAAUGCCACAGACCCUCUGACAAGAUCCAUCACACUCCCUUGGAGAAAACUCUUCUUACUCCUGAGAAGAACCAUCACAGUUCCUCUGACAGGAACCACCGUGAUCCGUCAGAGAAAACCCAUCCUACUCCUUCUGAGAAGAGCCACCCCAGUCCCUCAGAGAAACACCAGUCUAGGCCUUCUGGGAGGAACCAAGGCAGCCCUUCUCAGAGAAUCCACCCCAGGAUCCAUCUCCGUCAUGACUGGCCCCCUGAAAGGAGUCAGCGAACUCUUGAGAGGAGAGCGCCCAGCCGCUCUGAGAGCGAGCACAGUCCCCCGAAGGAGGAUCUCAAGCACGGUUCGCUUGGAGAGAGGCCCAGGCACACUGUCGUAGAAGACACCAAGAGCUACCCAGAAAUGCCUCCUCGGGGCCGCCCCCAGGACCCCCCAAACAAGGCACACUUGGAGGCCAGAAGCUAG